CUGGAAACUGAAAAUUUUUCUAGCCUCUAGCCUUAUUCUGUGGAGUCGAGAUUUUAACGUUGUAAAUACAGUAAAAGAACUAAGAAGUCCAUCAUUGUCCGUUGUCGAGAGCUCUUUGAUCUUCAAGUAAAUAUAGAAUAAUCUUUGUAAUUUCGCCUCGGUGAUGUAAAUAACUUAAAAGCCAAUAAGCUAAAGGAGAUAAUAAUUGCAAGUUCAAAAAUCAUGGCGUGUAGAUGUCUCGGGCGAAAAUAUUCAAAGUAAUUUCGAAAAAACACUCUGCGAGAGAAUUGUUAAACGGGCUUUCGAUAUCACAAAAGUUUAGCACAUGCACUUCAGACUUGCAUGUAGAUUAACGCUACCCUAGGAUCCGCAACACAAUUGGUUGAGAUCUGACGUUGCUCUGACAGCUGUCAAACUUUUGAUCAGAGAACAAUCAUAUUGUGACGAAUGUUUCCAAAUUUAAACGAUGAAAUUGGAAACGGCUUUCCUCGCUGGAAGAUAAAUGUCACAUCUAGGUAUGCCGGCUUUGUAGUUGCUCCCUUGUAAGUUCAAAGUUAAAGAUCGCACGAGAACGGCUUUCAUCUUCCAUUUUGAGAGUAAAGUGGGAAAUAUCUAAAAUGGUGUGGAUUUGCGGACGAAGUAAACCGAGCGAAAAGCUUGUACACAAGGAGGAGAGAACUUCACUGAAACAAAAGAUCUGUUAUGGAGUAGGACAUGUAUUCAACGAUCUUUGCAUUCAAGCAUGGUUUACCUAUCUUAUCAUCUUUUUUAACAAAAUCGUUAAAAUCUCCGCAAAGGGAACCGGUCUGAUUUUCCUCGCGUCUCAAAUCGCGGAUGCGAUUUCCACGCCAUUCAUCGGUUAUGGCUGCGACAAAAGCCUCUCAAAGACUAUCACCAAGAAAUUCGGCAAUAGAAAGAUCUGGCACUUAAUGGGCAGUGUUGGAAUCGCGUUGAUCUGGCCAUUUGUGUUCAGCCCGUGUUUAGCUUGCAACGAAGAUAGCCCUGACUGGGUUCCAGUGGCAUACUAUGGAGCUUUCGCAGCUUUGUUCAGCGUUUGUUGGCCAAUGGUGGAAAUAAGUCAUUUAUCACUUAUGCCUCAUGUUGCCAAACGGCCGAAAGAUGCGGUGGAAUUGAGCGCUAUUAGAUCAGCACUCAAGCUAGGGUGCGGCGUUUUUGUAUUUGUAGUUACUUGGAUCCUUCUUGGACAAAAUAGUGAAGAAACUGUGAACGAAUCUGCAAAGAGACAGUUUACGUAUCAAUCCAUAAUCGUCAUGAUUACCGGAAGCUUUUUCGCCUUUAUUUUCCAUUGGGGAGUGGAGGACGUCGAUAACGCUACAGUGGAAGCUAAAGAAAAUGAAAAACAUUCGCAAACAUCUUCAGCCAACGUCCCAAUAUGUGAGGACUUGGAAAAAAAAGCCCUCGAGAUCGAGCUUCAUAAGCAGGAAGAACAGGAACAGAACCAGAAUGACGAAAAGAAAAACUGGAUGAAAUGGCUUAAAAAUCCUGACUUUUAUAAGAUUGUUAUAAUAUACAUGACGACACAGAAUGUGGUUAAUUUGAAUCAGUCGUACUUUCCCAUGUAUCUAACGGAAACUCUUCACUUCCGGAAGGAAGCCAUUGCAUAUUUUCCAUUAAUGAUCCUGAUUAGUGGAAUUCUCAUGAGCACAGUGAUGAAGAGAUUAAACAGGAGCUUCUCAAACAGGGUUUUGUUUUGUGUUGGUGCGGUCAUUGUUAUUGGCUGUGCCACUUGGUUCUACUUCACACCUCAGUCAAAGAGACAAAUGAUCUACGCACCCACAAUCAUCAUGGGCUGUGGAAACUCUAUGAUGCUUGUGACUUCAUUAGCCAUGGUAGCAGAGAUCAUUGGUGACGAUAAAAAAUCUAGUGGUUUUGUGUAUGGUGUGUGUGCUCUAAUGGAUAAAGCAUCGCUUGGUUUUAUAGUUCUCGCCCUGCAAGAAAAUUAUCCCGAGACAGAAGGGGCAUGUGGCGAGCCUUGUGCCCAGUACCUCAGAGGCGCCUUCUCGGUAUUCCCUGGGAUUGAAGCGCUGCUUGCUUUCCUGAUUGUGGCUCUUUUGUACCGUAAACCUGCCACAGACACUAAACGACGAAUGACAAUCUUAGCUAAAGACUUCUACACGGAUGAUAUCGACCUAGAACAAUUGCCUUAUCUAAAAGCCACUGAAGUAUAACGCUGCAACUAUCGACUUUACUUCCGGUUCACGUGAUAAGUGUUUGUUAGAAUAUGAUAAACUCGUGCGACUAGCAAAGCGGGAAGUGAUUGUGAGUAGCUUAGCCGAGGACCCAAGCAGAGCCCUCUUUACUGACCAGCGAGAGAACUGAGAACUAGUUUCGGGAAAACAAUUGAACUGUCAAUGGUGACUUUGUUGGUUUUUCGUUGUAGAAGAACCAUAAUCAUAGUUAUUUUUAAAAUUCAUAAACAAGAUCGUUUUAAAAAAAUUAUUAUGAAGUUUAUUUAUACAAUGCAGAGAACUUAUAGCAAAAUAGUGACAUCCACUUUCUGAAAGAAAGUAAUUUUUUAGAUUCCAUUAAUCCCUGAAAAUAUUUAUACCAUGGGAAUUGAAAUCAUACUCGACGUGGUUAGGAAAUUUUAAACUCUAAAGGGUUUUAGCUUAAUAAAUGCCUACAUCAAUCAAAUACAAAAUAAUAUAAUUAUUUUUUAAUCCAAACCAUUAUCUCACGGGGCAUUCGGUCAUAACGAUGUUAUUUCUUCGGUUUGUUUUCAUGCCAUUUAAACUAUCUUUUUAUUUUGAAAACACUUUUUAGAACACGUCUGUUAAUAAACUGGAGCGGGUUCUACUAUCA
Messenger RNA from Stylophora pistillata, 2823 nucleotides. RefSeq names its product major facilitator superfamily domain-containing protein 12. Gene Ontology annotation, biological process: carbohydrate transport. Gene Ontology annotation, cellular component: plasma membrane. Gene Ontology annotation, molecular function: symporter activity. The record is from RefSeq and is a predicted model, not a curated record. Lineage: Eukaryota; Metazoa; Cnidaria; Anthozoa; Scleractinia; Pocilloporidae.